Molecule: messenger RNA, 2734 nt
Organism: Drosophila rhopaloa
Lineage: Eukaryota; Metazoa; Arthropoda; Insecta; Diptera; Drosophilidae
Product: dymeclin
Exons: 5
Coding region: 97-2196 (699 amino acids)
Biological process (GO): Golgi organization
Cellular component (GO): Golgi apparatus
Source: RefSeq, a predicted model, not a curated record
CAGCCCCUGGAAAUUCAUCACCCCCCGCUCAAUGAUCAAGUGACGUGCCACCAAUAUAAUCAUUGGCCGGCCAACAGCACUCUUUUGGACUGCGGAAUGGGCAUCAACGUCAGCAGGACGGCCGACCUGGGGUCCAACCAGUGGCUCCAGCGCUUCGUGGGCCGCCAGCACAUCGCCCACGAUGACGAGGCCUUCUGGAGCGGGCUGCUCAACUACAACAUUGUGUUACCGGAAAACAGCCAGGAUCAGCUGAACCUGGACAGCCGGCUGGAGUCGCUGUGCCAGUCCUUCAUCGGGAACAACCUAAAGACGGGCAACUUCGGCUCCCUGGUGACCGUGUUUCUAGAGAAGACUAGCGAACUGCUAUCGCUAUCCGACCAGGAGAGCAACAUGCACGUUUGGCAAACCUUCAACGCACUCUUCAUCAUCCGUAGCCUGGUCAAGUACAUAAAUGAGACGGGCUCCGAGUUUCAGCUGCUGCAGCACUUCGAGGCCAUGCCCAGCGCCGAGUUGCUCCAGGCGGCCUUGGAACAGCAGCAGGAGACGUUGGCCGAGAGCGCCACGAUUGCCAUGGAGGCCACUGAACAUUCGGCGGCGUCGGCGUUGCCGGUGAUUGUAGACGGAUCCAAGUUCGAGACCUUUAUCGAUGCCCUGGUCAACCUGAUUGUAGUAAUCCCCGUCAAGGAGUUUACCUACCACCUGCACUUGGAAGCGGUCAACAUGCUGAUUACCCUGUUGUCGGUGCACCUGUUUUCCCAGCAGCCCACGGACAAGUCGAUUGUGUUUCGCACGGUUUUUAAGUGCCAACACGCCAAUGUGCUGAUGUCGGCGCUUCUGCACUUUGUGGCGCGGAUGGUGGAGGUGCCGCACACAAUGUUCGGCUCCAGCUCGGCAGGAUCCUUCGUUUUUGGUAUCGCCGAGUCCCUGCUGUCCAUCUUCUCGUUCCGAAAGCAGCCAGACGUGCUUAAGUCAGGUCAAGGCGCAGGCGGCAGUGAGCUCUCGCAGCGAUUCCGCACACACUAUCCGCUGGCCAACCAGAGUCUUUUGCUUAUCCUGAUCCUGACAAACCACUGCACGGCGCAGGAGAACGCGUACCGGACCAGCCUAUUUGGCUGCGCCGAUUCCAAGGAUUCGCCAAAACAGGGUGCUGUCUCUUUUCAGAUCGACUUCUCGGCGGUGUACGAGACGUUGUGCUUAAUCGUCACCAUUGACCAGGCCACGCUGCUGCUCUACCUACUGCUCCAUCGCAACGAGCGCUUCUACCGGUUUGUCAUGCAGCAACAGGAUCUGGAGCAGCUGGUGAUACCCAUCUUACAGACAUUGUACAAUGCGCCUGAUAGCAACUCACACCACAUCUACAUGUCGCUGAUCGUCCUGCUGAUAUUGAGUGAGGAUGAAGGAUUUAACAAAAAUGUGCACACCAUCAUGCUGAAGAACAUCACCUGGUAUACGGAGCGCACCAUAUCGGAGAUAUCCCUUGGGGGCAUACUCAUCCUGAUCGUCAUCCGCACCAUACAGUACAACAUGCUGAAGAUGCGCGACAAGUACUUGCACACCAAUUGCCUGGCGGCACUGGCCAACAUGUCCGGCCACUUCCGCGCCCUGCAUCCUUACGUGGCACAGCGACUGGUCUCGCUGUUCGAAACGCUGGCCCGAAAACACACGCGCCUGGAUGCGCAACUCAAGGAGCCGGCAGACAGUGCGGUGUUUGUCAACGUGGCGACGACGCCGGAGGACAUGCUGCAGGAUUUGAGCGUGUUGGAAGAGGUUUUGCGUAUGGUACUGGAAAUCCUUAACUCCUGCCUCACAAACCAACUGGUUUACUGUCCCAACUUGGUUUACACACUUCUGUACAAGCGCAGCGUCUUUGAGGGCUUCCGCAGUCACCACGCCUUCCAAGAUGUCAUCCAGAAUAUUGACAUGGUUGUUGGUUUCUUUUCUUCACGUCUGCAGCGCGUGCAGGAGCAGAGAGGUGAGCUGGGCGUCAACGAGGUGCUUGAGGUUAUAUCUAAGGGCGCUAGUCAAUGGUCCAGCGAUCGGCUAAGAAAGUUCCCGGAUCUUAAGUUUAAGUACGUCGAGGAGGAUGCUCCCGAGGAGUUCUUCAUUCCAUAUGUGUGGACGCUGGUCUGCAAGUACGGUUGCGUGCACUUCAGCUCCGAGAGCAUCAAGAGCGUUACCACGGACAUUGCCUGCUAAUAUUUACUACUCGCUCCCUUCCUCACACGCGCACACACUCGGUUCCGCUUUGUUUUCCACCAUUUUUCGAUGCUACUCCGUUUGUGUUCUGUGCCGGGUUAUCCGAUCUUUAUGCUACCGUUUAAGCCAUUUAUUACGCCCCAUCCUCUGAUUCAAGCCAAAAUGCAGAAAUGUUAUAUAAAAAAUGAAAACAAAGCAAGCGAAAUGUUGCGCUAAAUAAGAGGCAUACGCAUCUCGAACGUUGACGAUAAAUUGAAACAAAGCUAAACAAGAGAACUAACAAUAAUACUUAGAUCUAGUUACGCUAAUACUAUUGUGUAUGUUUACACGCAAAUCAGUCGGUAAUUGUUCAAGUUAAAACAUAGCAUAAUCCCUGAAACAAGAUCAUAUUUUGCUACGCUAACAACAGAGAGCAUAUUUGAAGGAAAGUUAAGCUCCAUACGCCUAUCGUCGGAUAGUUCUUAUCAACGGGAAGAAGCAAAUCCAAUAAAAAGUAUAUAUACAUAUUAAAAAAGCGGAAUAUAUAUGCAAAAAUAUA